AUGGACACCAAAAAGGCCUCCGUCUGGUACCAUUCCGCGCCAAACACUGCCAAUGCAACAGAGCCUACGCAGGAAUACCGUGUCACAAAGAUUGGUGUCAAGUGUACAGUAAUGCGACUCAUGUGUCAAUUUUAUAGCCCAGACAGAUAUAGACCGAUCUAUUCAAUCCCAUCGAAAGAGCAACCAAGAAAAAAAAGAAAAAUAGCUGCUUGUGCCGUCGUGAAGAAGAAUGAUCUGCAGACAUUUGCAUGUGCAAUGGUUAAUGUACGGGCUGAUCAAGGAGUUUGUCAAUUUGAUGCAAAGCGAGAUGUUACGAAGUGUUGGUGCACCAAGGGCGACUACUGCAAUAUAGAUCUAGUCGAUCGGAUACGUGAUAAGCGUGAUGAUGAAGAAGAUGAUUACGAUGAUUUUACAGUUGAAGCUAACACAGAAUUCAAUGAAAAUGACAACAGCAUCGGAGAGGAUGAAGAGGACGAUAGCCAAGAUUUGCGUGCACCCGCAACAAGUACUGUAGCCGAGAGAAUAGACGCGGUGGAUAUGAGAAAGCCCGUUGAGCCGAAACAAAAUAAUCCAGAAGAGGCGGCCCUUCCUCCAUGGCGUCGCAUGAACCCUCUGAACGCCAAUGACCCUUGGAAGCCACCUCCACCACCACCGAUGCCUGGAAGACAGCCGAUCCUCCCUCCGACAACCACUUCCACUACUACAACAACUACCACAACAGCUCCACCAACCACUACAACCACCUUGAGUUAUGAAGAAAGAAUGAGGAUUUAUGAAGAGAGACGACGUGAAAUUGAGCAGCAACGAGAGGCAGAACUGAAACGACGGGCUGAAUUGGAAAGACAACGGUUGGAGGAGAGGAGACGCUUGGAAUCUCAACAUGAAUCCAGAAGAAAGUUCGGUGAGGAGUCUCAAAGUUGGCGAGCUGCUCCUGAAGUUCCAAUAACUACCACAACCACCACUACACGGACAACUCCAUCAACUACUUCAACCACAACGACUACAACAACUACCACAACUACAACUACAGCUCCACCAACCACAACAACUACUACAACUCAUCGGCCAACCACAACUACUACCUCAAGAGCUGCUUCUGUCGUUGAACAGACUGAGAAGAAGAGCUACGAGUCGUACUACAGAAAUUGGAAACCGCAUCGUAGACCAUUGGACUUGAAUCCAACUCAGGUUUCUAUUGAAUCGGUUAGCGCAAUCGUAUAUCCACCGAAGAACUUUGUGAAGGCUACCAAAUCGUCGUCUUCAAGUACUACCACGACUCUCGCCCCAACAACUACAACUCAAGAAAAUACAACAACUUCCAUGGCAAUCAUCUAUCCGCCUGCAAACUUUAGAAAAGCAACUAAAGGAUCGUCCACAACAACAAAUACAACCGCUACUACUACGACUAGUACUCCAAUGACUAGAACAAUUGAGUUAGCAUUCACUUUAUCGAGAUCUGAUGAUGAGGAUGAUGACGUUGAGUUGCCGUAUAAGAUGCCAAGGAAAAUGGCGAAGGUCCCCGAAGAAGACGUGAAAGAAGUCGUGAUGUAUACACCUCGAUCUCGUGCCGAAGCUCGCCCUCUCCCGACACCAUCUGUCCGGACCCCCGCGGAGAAAAUGAACGAGUACAAGAAGCUUCUCGACGAGCCAUCCGCCUCCUCGAUUAUCCUCCCAUCCUUUAUCUCAAUUAUCAUCUUAUGGUUCUUGUUGUAA
Caenorhabditis briggsae is the source of this 1713-nucleotide messenger RNA. Bases 1 to 1713 code for a protein of 570 amino acids. The transcript is spliced from 7 exons. Lineage: Eukaryota; Metazoa; Nematoda; Chromadorea; Rhabditida; Rhabditidae. The record is from RefSeq and is a predicted model, not a curated record.